GCGAGCAUUGUGCAAUUGGCGAGCAGGCGUCGGGUUCGGAGAGAGAAGCGAGAGAUAGGAGGUGGGAUCUGGGCUGCAGCGUGGACUCUGCGCCGCCGUGCUCCGGCCAGGAUCUGACGGUGACUGGUUUGCUGGACGUGUAAGCCCCUCCUUCCGCCCCUCCCCCCACCGCCUCCUCUUCCCAGCGCUGCACCCUCUCACUGCAUGCACUGCACCGUCCCCUGAGCCAGAGCCAGAGCCUACACUGUAUGUCCGCCUUCCCUCCCCGGGCAACAUGAUCGGACAGCCAUAGCCUCAUCCCGCUUCCUGGGCCAGCCAGUGACGAGAGCCACCUGCAAAUGAAUUCCAUGAACCCCAUGAAACCAUCGCACCCUGGCACAGGACACAGUGAUGGUUCAUUUGCAUACGAGUCUGUUCCCUGGCAACAAAACACCAAUCAAGCUCCUGGAUCGCUCUCCGUGGUAACCACUGUCUGGGGUCUGAGCAACACGUCGCAGAGCCAGCAGGGUCUUGGAAAUCCUAUGGUGCCCAGUGGAGGCCCCACAGGGGGCGGAGUCAUGCCAGGCUUGCCUGGCAACGGAGGAGGAAUGGGGAACCCCCAAUUUAUUAACCAGCAAGCAUAUUCUGAAGGGGCUGCUGGAAAGGGGUAUCUUCAGCAGAGCAUGUACGGACGUGGAGGCUAUCCAGGGGGAUCAGCCUACCCAAACAGUUAUCCUGGAGGUCCACAAUCUGCUGGUGGGCUAGGCAUGCCUCAGCACACGGGUCGUGGUCCUACCGACUUUACACAAGCGGCUGCUGCAGCAGCAGUGGCAGCAGCUACUGCAACAGCAACCGCAACAGCGACUGUAGCUGCACUGCAGGAAAAGCAGAGCCAGGAACUAAACCAAUACGGAGGGGUGGGGCCUUCUCAUAAUUAUGGUGGGCAGUUCAUGUCUCAUUCUGGACCCCGUGGACCUUCCAUGCAGGGCGGAAUGAAUUCUGCAGGCAUGGGAUCAGUUAUGAGUGCUGCCGGCAUGGCUCAAAUGGGCAUGAAUGCUUCAAGAGCUCAAGGCAUGAACCCUAUGUACGCCCAACAAAGGAUACCACCUAAUGGUUACACUGGGCAGCUACAAGGCCAACAAAUGCCUAGGCAAGCAGUGAAGAGGACAUAUUCCAAUGAGGGUUAUGCACCUCAGCAGUACAUACAAGGAGGGCAGUAUCCACAGCAUGCAGCCCAGUAUGCCCCUUCUGCCCCUCAACAAUCUGCCCCAUCACCUUCCUACCCUGGGCACCGUGUACAGCAGAACAUGACGCAGUACAUGUCCCAGACGGGUCCUGGGGGACCUUUUUACAAGCUGACUGACCAAUACAAUGGACAGGGCAAUAACUUCAAUGGAGGAAACUUCACCUACAGUCAAACGAUGAGUGGGCCGCAACGCUCAAUGCCUGGAUAUCCCAGUUCUCCGUUGCCUGGUAACCCCACACCGCCUAUGACACCUGGUAGCACAGCUCCACAAUAUAUGUCACCAGGGCAGGAUGUCAAGUCCCCGUUCCUUCAAGAUGUGAAACCUCCACACAACACCCUGCACCCGUCACCAACAGGUGCUUCCAAUGAUGAGCUACGUCUGACGUUCCCAGUGCGAGAUGGGAUUGUGCUAGAGCCUUUCCGAUUGCAGCAUAACCUGGCCGUCAGCAACCACGUGUUCCAUUUGAGGGAAUCUGUAUACAAGACCCUUAUGAUGCGGCCUGAUUUAGAGCUGCAGUUCAAAUGUUACCAUCAUGAAGAUCGGCAGAUGAACACAAACUGGCCGUGUUCUGUCCAGGUCAGCGUCAAUUCCACACCACUGAGCAUUGAGCGCGGAGACAACAAGACUUCCCAUAAACCCCUCUAUCUGAAACAAGUGUGUCAGCCUGGAAGAAACAGCAUCCAGAUUACCGUCAGUGCCUGCUGCUGUUCUCACCUGUUUGUGCUGCAAUUGGUGCAUCGUCCAUCUGUAAGAUCUGUCCUACAAGGUUUGAUAAAGAAGAGGCUGCUCCCUGCAGAGCACUGCAUUACCAAAAUUAAGAGAAAUUUCAGCAGUGGCAGCAUCCCAGGAACCCCUGGGCCUAAUGGGGAGGAUGGGGUGGAACAGACUGCUAUUAAGGUAUCUCUGAAAUGUCCAAUCACCUUCCGCCGAAUUCAACUUCCUGCCAGAGGCCAUGACUGUCGGCACAUUCAGUGCUUUGACCUGGAGUCGUACCUGCAGCUGAACUGUGAGCGAGGGACAUGGCGAUGUCCUGUGUGCAAUAAAACUGCCCUUUUGGAGGGCCUGGAAGUUGAUCAGUACAUGCUGGGGACUCUCCUCUAUAUUCAAAACUAUGACUAUGAAGAGAUUACGAUUGAUCCUUCAUGUUGCUGGAAGCCAGUCCCAGUGAAGCCAGAUACCCAUAUAAAGGAGGAGUCGGAUGGACCGGUUCUUAAGCGAUGUAGAAGUCUCAGCCCGGCACACAUGGUAAUGCCGAACGUCAUGGAGAUGAUUGCUGCACUGGGACCAAGUUCUUCUCCAUUCAACAGCAUGCAGUCAGGGGGAGGCAAUGGAGCUGACUACGGCAGCCAGCAGGGCCCCACUUUCCAGAAUCAAGGGGGAUACCCUGAAGGCAGUUUCCAUUCAUCAAAUCCUGGCACCCCAACAAUGAAUGACUUUAACACCGGUGGCCCUCCACCCAUCUCUUACCAGUCUGACAUUCCAAGCUCCAUGAUGAACCAGGAGAAGCCUGGGGGACCCUCGCUAACCGGACAGGAAGAAAAAUGGAUGGCAGCUAAAUUCUAUAGAACGCUUCACACGAGCCAGUUGCAGAUGCCUGGCACAGGGCGGAUAGAUCCAUCCCAUAAUCAAGUACAGUCACUUCACACCUCCAACAUGAACAGCCAGUCACCACAGUUACACCACCGGAACCAAGCAAGGCCAAAUAUGGCUCAGCCUGGGGGUGAUCUGGCAUUUAACCCCACAAUCUCGGGUACUGGAGACGUGAACGAACCCCCACUUGAUCUUCUCCCUGAACUGACCAAUCCAGAUGAGCUGCUCUCGUACCUGGGGCCACCGGACCUUCCAAACAGUGGCAACGAUGACCUUCUGUCCCUUUUUGAGAAUAACUGAGCCCCUUGUACAAUAUACAUAUAUGUUAUUUCCAAGCCCAACUUUGAAUGAAAUGGGUGAUGGGAGCAAAUCUGAGCACAAGACCUGAUCUGAGUGAGCCCAUUCCACAUCACAAGUGGACAUGGGAUGUCACUGGACAUUUUAGAUCAUUGCACUAUUUUAAGUCCUUCAGUGCUGCUCCAUAAGCUUUGGAGGUCAUCUCUACAGACCAUAACCCUGCUUUACAUGUUCUAUCAAAGUCUCAUGCACAUUAUCUGCUAAAAUGAAGAUCUGCAGAUGUGAUCAUUUUGAGAUACCAGCAAUGUUUCUUCAGUUAUUACCUCCACGGCCGGGCAGAGGUUUCCCCAGUGAUCUGCUAAGCACCCUUAGGGCCCUCUGUACACCAAUUUUUACUCCUUCACUAAGAAACGACCUGCAAAGUCUAGCCAGUGGAUUGCAGGAUCCUGCCGCCCAUUUUAUUUAGGGAUCCCAGUCAGAAAGAGGAGGCGGCGGCUAAGAGCACAAAGCAGGUGUGUGUGUGUAUGAACUUGCACACUCUUAUAUGUAAGGAUACAUACAAUGUGUGUAUAAUUGUAUAUUAUUGCUGGGCCAUUAGUCAUAACACAUUCCUUUUUGUGGGGUGGGGGAGGGAGGUUUGGUUUUAAUGGACACCACAAGAUUCGGGUGCCAACUUGAUCUUUUAUUUUGCAGUCUUUGCCAGAAUAGGUGAUUUUGACACGACACGAAUAUUGAUCUAAUACAGGAAAUGAUCCCUGUAGUAAUGUGUCUUUGUCACUGUAUGUAAUUAUUUUCUCUUCAGUAUGAGCGCUUCAGUAACCCCAGCAGCGCCACCUACUGUACAUGCAAUAAAAAGGGCCUGCAGCCUUGCAACACCUGCAUUAUUCGCUCUGCAGCAGAGCGGGAAUCUGUAUACAUUAUAUAAAUAUAUAUAUUUAUAUAUGUUUUGUGUGAUAAUAUCACAUGACAGAGGGAAAGAAGCAGCAUGUACCUGAAUAUCUUAUGUGUCUUUUGCCUCUAUAUUGUCAAGACCGUUUUUUUUGUGUGUUAAACCAAUAUUCGGUUCUACUGGUUUGUCUGAGACCAGUGACAUUACUGUGGCAUGAGCUACUACUAUUCAUGCUUUGGUCAUUUCUGGAGCUGCUAGUUAAUCAAUAGGCUGUGUACUUACAGUAGCUCAGGCCACAGAAUGUCGCCCUGUGCGUUUUAUGGAGGCAAAAUGGCUGUGAUCAUGUGUUAAUAACUCCAGGUUAUUUUAUUUUUUAACCAGUUUAAAAUAUUUACAAUGCUGCAGAGACCUACAACUAUCAGCCAUAGUUAUUUUGUUCUAUUUAUUUCUUAAUUUUAUUUCUGGACUUUUGUAACUGGUUUUAAAAUGUUCCUGCAGAAAGCAGUGUCUCUGAAUAAGCCAUGAAGGAAAGUGAGGGAGGUGUGGCAACCAUGUUAAAAGGGACCAUCGGUUUUUAAAAUGAAGAGCCCACGAUUGCUCCUCAAAUGAAGUGCAGAUUUAUUGCAAAGCCAAAUAUAAUGUAACUCUUUCCAGACACAGGCAACCAGGCCAAGCAUACAAAGCUGGUGAGGGUGGUUAAAUGUUGGGUUUAUAUUUAAAUAUCUAGGGUUUGUGCUAUGUGCUGGAAAAAAAAAUGUGCGUUUUGCAGAAAUAAAAAAAAUAUAUAUAUUGAAA
This is a messenger RNA of Rana temporaria (common frog), 4797 nucleotides long. RefSeq names its product zinc finger MIZ-type containing 2 (gene ZMIZ2). Gene Ontology annotation, molecular function: zinc ion binding; SUMO ligase activity. The transcript is spliced from 20 exons. Bases 339 to 3116 code for a protein of 925 amino acids. Gene Ontology annotation, biological process: regulation of transcription by RNA polymerase II; protein sumoylation. The record is from RefSeq and is a predicted model, not a curated record. Lineage: Eukaryota; Metazoa; Chordata; Amphibia; Anura; Ranidae.